CUGCCUUGGCCGGGAGGUGUGGCCCGAGCUGCUGCUGAGUUUCCUAGCGAAGCGGGGAGCCUUCUCCCGGGCUGGACUGUCGCCUGGGUCUCCGAGGGCAGAGUUGGCUGAGCUGGACGCUGACGUCUUCUCUCUCCGUCUCAUGCUCUGACUAAUCUUUUCCAGGUGUCUGACUUCAGCCCGUUGGAGUCCUCAGCUAAGACCGCGGCCAUGCCGGUGACGAUGACAUCCUCUUCGGGCUCCCCGAACAUCCUGGGGUCCCCUGAGGUUCUGUGCCGCCUGCUCCAGCUGCUUUCCACCUGCCUGGCCUUCUCGCUGGUAGCCAGCGUGGACGCAUAUGUAGGGUUCUCGGGUGACUGGUGCAUGUUCGCCUGGUGCUUCUGCUUCGCCGUGACCUUGAUCAUCAUUGUGGUGGAGCUGGGCGGGCUCCAGGCUCCCUUCCCGCUCUUCUGGCGCAACUUCCCCAUCAUCUACGCCUACUACGCCACCCUCUUCUGCUUCUCGGCCUCCAUCAUCUACCCCACCACCUACGUCCAGUUCUUGAGUCACGGCCGCACCAGGGGCCACGCCAUCGCCGCCACCGUCUUCUCUUGCAUCGCGUGUGUGGCUUAUGCCACUGAGGUGGCCUCGACCCGGGCCCAGCCCGGUAAGAUCACAGGCUACAUGGCCACCGUGCCAGGCCUGCUCAAGGUGGUGGAGACCGUCGUGGCCUGCAUCAUCUUCGUCUUCAUCAGCGACCCUUACCUGUACAAGUACAAGCCGGCGCUGGAGUGGUGCGUGGCCGUCUAUGCCAUCUGCUUCAUCCUGGCCACCGUGGCCUUCCUGAUGAACCUGUUCGACUUCACCAACGCGCUGCCCAUCCCCUUCCCCAGCUUCCUGUCCGGCCUGGCCCUGCUCUCCGUCCUCUUCUACGCCUCGGCCAUGGUCCUCUGGCCUCUCUACCAGUUCAACGAGAGGUACGGCGGCUUCCCCGAGCGCAGGAGGGAUUCCCUCUGCAGUAUCAGCCACGUUAACUACGUGUGCGCCUGGGACCGCCGCCUGGCCGUGGCCAUUCUGACGGCCAUCAACCUGCUGGCCUACGUGGCUGACCUGGUGUACUCGGCUCACCCGGUCUUUGUCUGAGGCUGUCCCGGAGCUCCCGAUGCCCUCUUCUCUGAGAGGAUGUCUCUACUGGGUUCUGAUCUCCGAUGUCCUCCCCCUGGGGCUCCUCUCCCAUUUCUGUCUUCUGCUCUCCCCUGUCCGGUACUCUCUGUCCCCAUCCCUUCCUGCGUCUUUGGCUGCCCACACCCUGUGUUGCCUUUCUGUCCUCUCUCUCUCUCUCCUUUCCUCCCUAGUGGGUUCUUUCCUGGCGAUCCACCCUGUUUGCUUUCUCACCUGCCUUGUUUCCUGUACUACUUCUUCCCACUUCCCUUCUUCUGCUUUCCUUGGGAGCCCUGGGACUUCUUGGUCACCCCCAACUCCACCCCAACUCCAAAGGUGCUAAGCUCCACACCCCACAUAGCAGCUGGUCAGACCCAGGCCCCCUGAGGUGCCUCAUUGCCAAAGCCUGUGCCCAUGCUGGCUGUGCCUUAGUAGGUGUGUGUGUGUGUGUGUGUGUUCUGGGGAUGGGAGGGUAGCUAGGGAGGGGGACCCUUUUCUUAUAGUGGA
This is a messenger RNA of Myotis davidii, 1647 nucleotides long. RefSeq names its product myeloid-associated differentiation marker. The record is from RefSeq and is a predicted model, not a curated record. Bases 211 to 1122 code for a protein of 303 amino acids. Gene Ontology annotation, cellular component: plasma membrane; cell-cell junction. The transcript has a single exon. Lineage: Eukaryota; Metazoa; Chordata; Mammalia; Chiroptera; Vespertilionidae.